AUGCUUUUUUCAUAAAGAUAUAAAGUUCUGAAAAAUUUAGGAGAUGGUGUAUCUUCAAUAGUUAAAUUAUGUUAAUUAAAAGAUAAAGAAAACGAAGAUUUCAAUAAGCUUUUUGCUGUUAAAAUUUUUAAAAUAAAAUCUGUAGAUGAUACAUUAGAAAUAUAAAGAGAAGCCUAAUUGUUAUAUGUAAACUGA
Molecule: messenger RNA, 195 nt
Organism: Ichthyophthirius multifiliis
Lineage: Eukaryota; Ciliophora; Oligohymenophorea; Hymenostomatida
Product: protein kinase domain protein
Exons: 4
Molecular function (GO): ATP binding
Source: RefSeq, a predicted model, not a curated record